This is a messenger RNA of Trichophyton benhamiae CBS 112371, 585 nucleotides long. RefSeq lists its product as uncharacterized. The record is from RefSeq and is a predicted model, not a curated record. Gene Ontology annotation, molecular function: nucleic acid binding; RNA-DNA hybrid ribonuclease activity. The transcript has a single exon. Bases 1 to 585 code for a protein of 194 amino acids. NCBI's taxonomy places the organism in Eukaryota, Fungi, Ascomycota, Eurotiomycetes, Onygenales, Arthrodermataceae. Gene Ontology annotation, biological process: DNA replication, removal of RNA primer.
AUGUACGGACAAGAUGUCCAACCGUCCCUGAUAGAGUUCCCAGUCGAAGACUUGGUCUUCACCACCCGUGCGACUUCACUGUCCCGACGUUACUCGAACCUGGAGCCUAAUCUAAGAUCGAUUAUCAUCGCAGUUGACGGAGCAUGUAGGGAGAAUGGAGCGGCCGCUCCCCGAGCUGCCAUUGGGGUCUAUGUGGGCAAUAAAUCUGACUACAACGCUUCUAUGCAGCUUGAUUCAUCAUGGGCAACGAACCAAAAGGCGGAAUUGGCGGCAGGCAUUUACGGACUCGAUGCCGCCAGGGAGAUCAAUGACUAUGGUGUCGAUGGGGAAUCACUGACCGAAGUCAUCAUCAAAACGGACUCUGCAUACAUGGUCAACGGGCUGACCCAGUGGGUUGACAGGUGGGAAGCGAACGGCUACAUCAACGCGGACGGCCAGCAGGUUACCAACCAUUACCUGUUCAAGGAACUUUCCUGGCGCGUUCGUGAUCUUGCCGAAUCCCAUGUCAAGGUGUACUUCUGGCACGUCCGCAGAGAACACAAUCGGGAAGCAGACCAGCUGGCCAGGGAUGCUUUGGCACGCUAA